Messenger RNA from Rubroshorea leprosula, 1393 nucleotides. NCBI's taxonomy places the organism in Eukaryota, Viridiplantae, Streptophyta, Magnoliopsida, Malvales, Dipterocarpaceae. The record is from the annotation of a GenBank genome assembly.
ACAUCUUGAUUUCUAAAAACAAAUUUCAAAAGGAAAAUCAAACAUUGUGCACGUUUCUUCUUUGAUCCACCCUUCUUACACAAAUGGUAUGAUCGGAUGCAUUAUGUUUAUGAUGUAUAUAUGGAGGCCUUCUGCUAUAAUCCAUCGAUCAAGACGAUAUUGGCACGCAUCAUCGAAUGGGGUAGGUGGGAGGAGUCUCUAUCCGAGAAUGAUGAUGUUUUGAAAGCAAAUGAAGAAUUCAGAAAUGAUAAAAUGGCUACUGAUCCUGGAAACAUGUUUUAUAAACCUCACGAGCCGAAUGUAGGGAUGAUUAAAUACUUUGUCAACAUUUUCAAACAUUUGCAUUCUGAUCUCCCACAUACGCAGGUCAGCUUUACUUAUCAUGUAUUUUAAUAAAGGAAAAGCAUUAUAAAGCAUUAUUUCAAGUAGUUUUUCAGUUAAGAAUUGUUGAAUACUGUUUGCUGCUGUUCUUUGUUUGGCAACAUGUUGGCUGUUGAUGAUGGAUUUGGUUGAUUGUGAUAAGAUUAAGAAUUAGAUGACCAGAGUGAGGUUCUUACUUGAAAUGGUAGAGUAUAGAUGAAAGGUAGUGAAAGGAAUAUUUAAAGAAUGAAAUUAAAAAACCCUGAAUUUUUAGCAAGUUCUUUUAAUAAAAGAUAGGAUGGCUCUAAUGUAUUAAUUUGUGUCUUAACUUUUCUCUUUUAGAAGGUUCAAGUCUCUGAUGUUUCAAGGGGCAGAGCUGUUUCAAGGGGCGGAGCUAUUUCGAGGGGCAGAGGCAGAGCUGUUUCAAGGGGCAGAGCUGUUUCAAGGGGCAGAGCUGUUUCAAGGGGCAGAGCUGUUUCAAGUGCCCCCGCCCCAAAUCCUAUUCCUCCAAAUCCGACUUCUGUUGAUGUUUUGGAGUCAAUUAUUGAGAAGAGAUUAAAUGUAUCUGGUUAUGCUUACAUGGCAGUUAAUGAGUACCUGAAAACGCAUUCGCAGGAUGUGGCAGAGUUUUCUGAAAGGAUACUAUCCUGGCGACCGCUUGGAUUAUAAGAGAUUUACAGCAGCUUACUUUUGGAUCAAAGGAAGAUUCAAGUUGUUUCUAUGAUUGGACUUAUCCGAGAGAGUGUGCCAACUACUUUUUCAGCACUCGCUGAUGGUUGUUCAUCGUGCAGGUUAUUGUUAUAGCAUUGAUUGAUAUUAUGUUGCAGAAUGGUUGAUUUGGCCAAUCCUUUCCUUUUCUUUAGGCUUGCUUUUCUGGUGUUUUGCAUUGAAGACAGUUGACUAUAUUUUUGUGUCUGUUCUUUAGUUGUAGAGGGCUGCUUUGUGAUGAGGUGUCCUUGUGUAAAGAAGUUAAGUUUGUGAAGUGUUGUGAGAGGUAGGGUACUCUUUUUAUGAAUAAAAUUACCCCCUUUUU